AUGUCUUCUGGAAAGAGCUUCAAGCUGAGCAACGGCGUCACCAUCCCCGGCGUGGGCUUCGGUACCUUCGCCAACGAGGGCGCAAAGGGUGAGACCUAUAAGGCGGUCGUCAAGGCCCUCGAGGUUGGCUACCGACACUUGGACUGCGCCUGGUACUAUCUCAACGAGGGCGAGGUUGGCGAUGCUGUGGCCGACUUCCUCAAGGCGAACCCCUCCGUCAAGCGCGAGGACAUCUUCAUCACCACCAAGGUCUGGAACCACCUUCACCGUUACGAAGACGUCCUCUGGUCCAUCGAGGACUCCCUGAAGAAGCUCAAGCUCGACUAUGUUGAUUUAUACCUCGUCCACUGGCCCAUCGCCGCCGAGAAGGAUGGCCAGGAGAAGCCCAAGAUCGGUCCCGAUGGAAAGUACGUGACCCUCAAGGACCUCACCGAGAACCCCGAGCCCACCUGGCAGGCCAUGGAGAAGAUCUACGCAGACAAAAAGGCCCGCGCCAUCGGUGUCUCCAACUGGACCAUCGAAGGCCUCGACAAGCUGCUCAAGCACGCCAAGGUCGCCCCCCAUGUCAACCAGAUCGAGAUUCACCCCUUCCUCCCCAACGAGGAGCUCCUCCAGUACUGCUUCAAGCACGACAUCCUGCCCCAGGCCUACUCCCCGCUGGGCUCCCAGAACCAGGUCCCCACCACCGGCGAGCGCGUCAGCGAAAACGCGACCCUCAACGAGAUUGCCAAGAAGGGCGGAAACACGCUGGCCCAGGUCCUCAUUGCCUGGGGUCUGCGCCGCGGAUACGUUGUCCUCCCCAAGAGCUCGAACCCUUCGCGCAUCGAGUCCAACUUUAAGAGCAUCGAGCUCAGCGAUGCCGACUACGAGGCUGUCAACAAGGUCGCCGAGGGCCGCCACUUCCGCUUCGUCAACAUGAAGGAUACCUUUGGUUACGACGUGUGGCCCGAGGAGACCGCGAAGAACCUGUCUGCGUAG
Molecule: messenger RNA, 978 nt
Organism: Aspergillus calidoustus
Lineage: Eukaryota; Fungi; Ascomycota; Eurotiomycetes; Eurotiales; Aspergillaceae
Source: the annotation of a GenBank genome assembly